UGCUGCUUUUCCUGGACAGGGCCCGCUUGCCCCAGCUCUCAAGUCUGACUUGUGUGUACACUGCGGCCAAGAUGAGGCUGCGGGACCGCAUCAUCACAUUCUUCUUCCCAAAAGGCAUGGUGCUCACCACGGCUGCACUGAUGCUCUUCCUCCUACACCUGGGCGUCUUCAGCAGCGACAUGCACAACUUCUGCAUCACCUACCACUAUGACCUCAUGAGCUUCCACUACACGCUGGUCCUGAUGUUCUCCCAGGUGAUCAGCAUCUGCUGGGCCGCCACGGGGUCACUCUACGCUGAGAUGACAAAAAACAAGUACACCUGCUGCUGUGCCAUGACCAUCCUGGUCCUCAAUGGAGCAAUGUUCUUCAGCCGCCUGUCCUUGGAGUUUCUGGCCAUUCAGUACCGGGAGGAGAACCACUGA
This is a messenger RNA of Saimiri boliviensis boliviensis (Bolivian squirrel monkey), 422 nucleotides long. It is a transcript of the gene CATSPERH, whose product is annotated as transmembrane protein 262. Lineage: Eukaryota; Metazoa; Chordata; Mammalia; Primates; Cebidae. The record is from RefSeq and is a predicted model, not a curated record.